Aspergillus heteromorphus CBS 117.55 is the source of this 1153-nucleotide messenger RNA. Its product is annotated as ceramidase. Lineage: Eukaryota; Fungi; Ascomycota; Eurotiomycetes; Eurotiales; Aspergillaceae. The coding region runs from base 167 to 1153 and encodes 328 amino acids. Gene Ontology annotation, cellular component: endoplasmic reticulum membrane. The transcript is spliced from 4 exons. Gene Ontology annotation, biological process: ceramide catabolic process; ceramide biosynthetic process. The record is from RefSeq and is a predicted model, not a curated record.
CGACUGUACUAGGAAAGUGGAAAGUUGCCUUUUGCUUCCCCCGGAGCUCCUUCUCCUCCUCCAAUCCCUUUGCUAUGCCCGCUUGCCCGUAAAGUUGUCGUCGCCGUCGCUUCGUUGUCGCCAACUCCCUCUUCCCUGCGGAGAGUCCUUUCUUCAUCUGUCUACCAUGCCUCCUCCAUGGUCUUUCCUCCCGCAUAUCCCGUACCCGCCCUCCAGGGAUGGGUAUUGGAGCCCCGUCACAUCGACAUUGAACUGGUGCGAAGAGGACUACUAUGCCACAAUUUACUCCGCGGAGAUCGUCAACACCCUGACAAACCUACUGUUCAUGGCCCUCGGCGUCAAGGGCUUUCUCAGCUGCCGACGCAACGGACAUGACUCUAUCUUCCAGGUCGCAUUCUGCGGCUAUCUUGUCGUCGGGACAGGGAGCUUCCUCUUCCAUUCAACGUUGAAAUAUCCCAUGCAACUGGUCGACGAGCUUUCCAUGAUCUACACUACAUGCUUGAUGUGCUAUGCGUCCUUCUCAUACUCCAAACCUACUGGCUUUCGCAUCUUCCUGGCCAUUUUCCUGACCAGCUUGGCGGUCUUCAUCACCCUCUACUACCACUAUCUCCAGGACCCGCUAUUCCACCAGAAUGCAUACGGCAUUCUCACGGCCGUGGUGAUCAUACGCAGUAUAUAUACCAUGGAGGUGACGCUCCGCCCUCGGUGGCGCCACUCAACGGAGAAAGACCGGCUGGCUCGGGUAAAGCAGGGCCUGCCCGUCCCGUCCAAGGAGCGGCAGCACUAUGAGAAUGUGCGGGACUCCAAGACCCUCAAGACCAUGUGGUUUAUGGUCGUAUUUGGCUUGAGCGUGUUUCUGGGCGGCUUUGCGAUCUGGGGCUUGGACAACGUCUUCUGUUCCAAGAUCCGCGGAUGGCGCCAGAAAGUGGGUCUACCCUGGGGUAUCCUCCUCGAAGGCCAUGGCUGGUGGCACGUUAUGACCGGAUUUGGCGCAUAUCUUUACAUUGUCUGGGGCAUCUGGCUCCGCCACUGCUUGAACCAGCGCCAGGAGGAAUUCUACCUCUGGUGGCCUCACUUUUGGAACAUCCCCGAAAUUCUCCGCGCGAACGACAUACACAAGAGUGAGAAUGGCGGAACGAAGAAGUUAAAUUAG